UUUCCAAACUCAAGGGAUUUACCGUAAUUAACAUUUUUGUUAGGGACUUUUCAGAAAAAAACGAAUUAAAGAGUUUAAUAUAAAGUCGAAGAGCUGAAAGCCUGAACUUAAGCUGCGUCUUCUCCCAGGUUGAAGCUUUUCACCAGACUGGAUUAGCGAGAAUGGCCAAUCCAAAGAACCCAAUUGUGUUCAUGGAUGUAUCAAUUAAUGGCGGUGCACCGGGAAGGAUGGUUUUUGUGCUUUUUUCUGAUGUUGUUCCCAAGACUGCUGAGAACUUCCGUGCAUUAUGUACUGGUGAAAUGGGAAUUGGACGUACGACUGGGAAGCUCCUGCAUUACAAGGGAUCAAUAUUCCAUCGCAUAAUCAAAGGGUUCAUGGCACAGGGUGGUGACUUUUCUAGGCGAGAUGGAACAGGUGGUGAGAGUAUAUAUGGUGGAAAAUUUGCUGAUGAAAAUUUUAAGCUACACCAUGAUGGCCCUGGUCUUCUGUCAAUGGCGAAUGCUGGACCUGAUGGCAAUGGUUCUCAAUUUUUUAUCACCUUCAAAGCUGCUCCUUACCUUGACAGGAAGCAUGUUGUUUUUGGGAAACUUAUACUAGGACAAGACACUUUGAAGAAUAUAGAUCAGGUUGAAGUUAAUGAUACCAAACCUGUUGUUCCUGUGAAAAUUGUUGACUGUGGUGAGCUUCAGGAUACAAAAAAGCAAGAUAAAAGGAAAUCUAGUAAAUCAAAAUCAGGAAAAGGUGUCGGUUCUGAUACAGAUACAGAUAUUGAUGAAGCACGGCAAAAGGGGCGUCAUAAGAAAUCUUCUAAAGGCCGAAAAAAGAAGAAGCGAAGAACAUAUUAUUCAUCUGAAUCAGAUAGCUCAUCAGAUACUGACACUGAAUCUUCAGAGACUGAUAGUGAUUCUGAUUCAUAUUCAUCAUCAUCAUUAUCAUCUGAUAUCAGUAGCUCUAGUGAUGAUAGGCAUAGGAGGAGAAAGAAAUAUUCCAAGAGGGAUAAAUACAAGCACGGAAAACGGAAAAGGGACCCAAGGCGCGAGAAAAGACGUAGAAGGCGUGACAAAAAAUCAAGACGCAAAUCAAAGAGGAUAUCAGAGGUUGGUGAUGAUAAUGAUGAUUCAAGCGGGAGCAGCUUUGACAGUGAUGGUGGUAAACGUAAAGGACUACCACGGAAGUCUAAAAAAACAAAUCUGGAUGAAGUUCAGACCCCAUUGAUUUUGGAGAAAGGAGCUGCUGCAAACUUGCCAAGCAACGAUGACAACAUGGACAAUCCUGCUGGAGAAGGAGCUAAAUCUUUGAGAGAAAAUGGAGAGGGGAGGAGCAAUGGAAUCACUGAAGCAAAAUCUAACAGCAAUGAAGAUAGACUGCUGCCUAUCGAUAAUAUACCAACCAAAUCUAGGAGUCAAAGCAUAAGUCCUACUCGAUCCAUGAGCAAGAGCAUAACUCCCAGAAGGAGCCAAAGCAAAAGCCCGAGUAUGAGUCCCAAGAGGUCUAUCAGCAGGAGCAUGAGUCGAAGCCCGGCUAGAAGCAUGAGCAAAAGCCCAGUAAAAAGUUGUCAUAGAAGCAUAAGCAGAAGCUCAGCUAGAUCUCCGCCUCGAAGAAGUCCAGGUGUUAGCCAGAGCCCUGCAAGGGACAAGAGAAGGAGCGUAAGCAGGAGCUCUGCAAGGAUUUACCGAAGAAGAUCCAUAAGCAGAAGCCCAAUGAUGGAUGCUCGUAAAAGCAUCAGCAGAAGCCCUAUAAGGUCAUCAAGAAGAAGCCCAAGUCGAAGCCCAAUCAGGACUUGGUCACGAAGAAGCAUCAGCAGAAGUCCAGUGGGUCGCCAUGGUAGGAGUUUUUCCAGAAGCGCUUCUCCACGUGAGGUGCCCAAGCGAAUUCAAAAGGGCCGUGGCUUUAGUCCGACAUAUUCUUUUGCCAGACGAUACCGAACUCCUUCUCCAGACCGUUCUCCUGUUAGGUCUUAUCGAUAUGGUGGAAGGACUGAUCGUGAUAGGUAUCCGAGAUAUAGAAGCUUUUAUGACAGGUCUCCCCCUAGGCGGUACAGGAGUCCUCCAAGCAGGUACAGAAGCAGGAGAAGCCGCACUCGAAGCAUUUCACGCAGCCCCUUAACUUACCGUGGCCGUCGUAGUCCUCUUCGUAGUCGAUCUCCUGUGGAGAAACGAAGGUCCCGCUCUGGGAGGCGCAGGUCUGUUUCCCCAAGCCAAAGCCUAUCUGGGUCCCGCUCCCGGUCCCGAUCCAUUUCAAGAUCCAGGUCGAUAUCUAGGUCUAGGUCUAGGUCAUCUCUCGAUACUCCCUCUCCAAAGCGCGUGAGCAAGGAGAAAUCUUUGUCAAGAUCACCUUCAAGUAGUUCUCAUGGGAAGAAGGGCUUGGUUUCUUAUGGUGAUGCCUCUCCUGAUUCUGCUGGGCAAAAGUAGGUUGGUGUUGUUGUAGAGCAAGCUCUGGUUGUUUUCGUGGUACUUUGAUCUGCUGUAUUGUUGCAGCGUGUGCACCUGGGUACAUUAAGGAUGCCUCUUUGUUUUAGUAGGCUGUGGGUUGACUAUGAAGUUAUCCUUGCUUAUUGCAUAAGUUGGCGUGCUUAGAUGGAUGAUGAAUUUUAACCUGGAAUUUUAUUGUUUGUAUCACAAUUUGGUGACUAGAUCAUGUUUCCAAGUUGUUUUUCCCUUUUCUCCUUGUACCUAGUUUUCUGUAUUUUUGUAUGAUGUUGCAUCUGGCUUCAUGGAGACACCUUUUUCCUUGUUUUAUGUUAUUCUGAAAUUGGCUAUUUUUAUAA
Molecule: messenger RNA, 2767 nt
Organism: Asparagus officinalis (garden asparagus)
Lineage: Eukaryota; Viridiplantae; Streptophyta; Magnoliopsida; Asparagales; Asparagaceae
Product: peptidyl-prolyl cis-trans isomerase CYP95-like
Exons: 14
Coding region: 162-2411 (749 amino acids)
Biological process (GO): protein peptidyl-prolyl isomerization; protein folding
Molecular function (GO): peptidyl-prolyl cis-trans isomerase activity
Source: RefSeq, a predicted model, not a curated record